Messenger RNA from Closterium sp. NIES-65, 1152 nucleotides. The record is from the annotation of a GenBank genome assembly. NCBI's taxonomy places the organism in Eukaryota, Viridiplantae, Streptophyta, Zygnematophyceae, Desmidiales, Closteriaceae.
AUGCUGCUCGGCACAGCAGCAGACUUCUCCGCCGCUAUCCCUCCUCCUCUGAUUUCUCCCCUCAUCGGCGUAGCAGCAGACUACUCCGCCAUUUUCCCUCCUCCUCUGGUUUCUCCCCUCAUUGGCGCAGCAGUAGACUACUUUGCCAUUUUCCCUCCUCCUCUAGUUUCUCCCCGCAUCAUCUCAGCAGCAGACUACUCCGCCACUUUCCCUCCUCUUGUUUCUCCCCUCAGCGGCUCAGCAGCAGACUACCCCGCCCUUAUUCCUCCGCCUCUUAUACCUCUCCCCACAUCUUCUCUGCAGCUGUUUCCUCCUCCUCAUGGCGACCUCUCUCGCCCUCUCUUCCCUCCCUCUGCUGGUCCUUCAGCUUGCGCCCGAUGGCAUGGCUUUAACCUCUGGUUUGUCACUCAGCAGAGUGGUUCUGGUGCCAUGCCCACCUCUCCCUCUGGACCCACCUCUUCCUCCUGUGACCCCUAUGCUGAUGGCCUCCGUGCUGCCAUUGCUGAAACUGAGCGGCUUGUGACCACAGCGCAAGCCACCGCCACGGCUGCUCCUGACAAUGCUGCUGCCCGUGACUUAGCUCGUAUUCUUACGGAGUCCCUCGAGAGCACCCGCAAGCGCCUCACUGAGCACCUCGCUGCCCCUUCUCCUCGCUCUGCGUCUACGCCCAUUUCCUCUACUCCAUCUCACUCUGACCUUCUCGCUGACUGGCAUGUUGCCAACGCACGUGCGUGUCAGGUCAUCCUUGCCUGCCUCCCUCCAACUCUUCUCCCUCAGUGCUCGCAUAUCCGCUAUGCCAAGGACCUUCUCGGCUAUCUUACCGAGCGCUUCCAGUCGCAGACUCCUAUCAGUAUCAUUGCCCUCUUACGCGAGCUCACCUCUCUUCGCCUUGCUGACUUCACCACCAUGGCGGACUACAUCCCUCGUGUGCAGACGCUGUCUUCCCAACUUGCCUCUCAAAAGUUUGAACUUUCCGAUCAUGUGUGCGGUGCCCUCCUCCUCACAGGCCUCACUCCUCAAUACAGUGUUCAUGUCACUCUGUAUGGUGAGCGCCCUGCCGACCAGUGGUCGUUCUCUCGUGUCUCUGCCUUCCUCCUCCAGGCAGAGCUCAACCUCCGCAGCUGCCCUCCUACUGCCGCCGCUUCAGGAUAG